CUAUUUUUGUAGGGAGUAUGGGAGGAGCAAAAACUCUUGGGUGUACCAAUUAGAUAGUCCUACGAUAUAGUAAUCUAUUAUAUUGUACUUGCACACAGAGAUUUAAAUCUUAAUUUUUUUUUUUGCUAUUUGCCAGACCAAAAUUUUGUACCAAAAAUAAAAUAAAAGAAUACAUAUACCAAUUCUAAACGUCAGGGUUGUGGUUUCCUCAAUCCGAUCUAGGUUUUCCUUUAAAUUGUUUUUCUAUUCACCAUCAUCAUCUAGGUAAAGGGAUUGGAAUCGUCAAAAUCUUGAAUUAAGAUGAGGAAAAGAGAGAGAGAAAAUCCAUGUGGGGUUUGCGGGCACUAUCACAAGUAUGAAGAAGGUGAAGUCUGUGGAAUUUGUGGUCAUCGGAUGCCAAUAUCUACUGAAAAAUCUGGUCUAUUAGGAAGUGCUUUUCCAUCUGAGAUCUUACCUGAGUUUCUUUACUUGGGUAGUUAUGAUAACGCUUCUAGAGCUGAGCUUCUUAAAACUCAAGGGAUUUCAAGAGUUCUCAAUACUGUACCUGCAUGCCAGAAUCUCUACAAGAAUUCCUUCACUUAUCACUGUCUUCAGGAGGAGAAAACUUUACCUUUUGACGAUGCAAUCCAAUUUUUAGAACAAUGUGAAAAAGACAAAGCUCGUGUUCUCGUGCACUGCAUGUCCGGCAAAAGCAGGUCACCAGCUAUUGUGAUAGCUUAUUUGAUGAAAUGCAAAGGAUGGAGACUCGCACAGAGUUACCAGUGGGUGAAAGAGCGAAGGCCAUCCGUUGAAGUAUCUUCAGGAGUGCACCAGGAGUUGGAGGCAUAUGAGCGAAGUAUAUUUGGAUCUUUCGAAAGCAAUCCAGUCCCUGCAUUUUUCCCCCAAACUCAAACUCAACCAUUUGGGUUUGGUUUUAAUCCAGCUCCCCUUACCCCCCCUGCAUUUAACAAUGCUGCCUCUAUUUUUGAACGUGCUCCUAUAAAUGUCUCACCCCAAGAUUUCACUUUUGGAGCUACCAACAACGAAAAAGCUAAUGGAAACGACACUCCAAUGGACGGCUCUUAAUUUUUUUAGAUGCUUCUGCGGGUUGUUGGUGUCAUGGGCAGAGGGUGACAUAAGUUAUACAUUUGAAUCUGUAUAUAUAGGACGCAGUCAGGCAGGCAAGGGAAAAUGCUCAUCAUCCUUCAUGUGUGUCAGCUUUGAAAGCAGAUAAACUGUUAUACAUUAUGUAUGGUGUUGGCCGUUGGGGGAGUUAACUUUGUGAAGGUUCAACUUUUUAAUUUGCUAAUAAUUUCUUUUUUAAUCUUCUGUUUAAAGAAUCUUACUACAUUGACGAGUUUUUGUUCACCUCUUAAUUAUGUCAGUUUAUUUCUUAUUAUGCUC
Messenger RNA from Papaver somniferum (opium poppy), 1383 nucleotides. Its product is annotated as protein-tyrosine-phosphatase IBR5-like. Gene Ontology annotation, molecular function: MAP kinase phosphatase activity; protein tyrosine/serine/threonine phosphatase activity. Gene Ontology annotation, cellular component: nucleus. The transcript is spliced from 5 exons. NCBI's taxonomy places the organism in Eukaryota, Viridiplantae, Streptophyta, Magnoliopsida, Ranunculales, Papaveraceae. The coding region runs from base 301 to 1065 and encodes 254 amino acids. The record is from RefSeq and is a predicted model, not a curated record. Gene Ontology annotation, biological process: auxin-activated signaling pathway; abscisic acid-activated signaling pathway; protein dephosphorylation.